Molecule: messenger RNA, 960 nt
Organism: Aspergillus sclerotioniger CBS 115572
Lineage: Eukaryota; Fungi; Ascomycota; Eurotiomycetes; Eurotiales; Aspergillaceae
Exons: 2
Coding region: 1-960 (319 amino acids)
Source: RefSeq, a predicted model, not a curated record
AUGCCGAACAAAACUUAUGAGUAUGGCGAAUUAGUCGUCACCGUGACUUUAGCUUUGGAUGCCAUUUGGAACGACAAGGGUAGUAGUGCCAGUAGGGACGGGGGAUUUUGGAACCCCAUCCCGCAAGGCACCUUGCGCCCUCUGGGCAGUAUGGCUGUCGGAAACCAUUCUGCUCUUAAUGGCAAGCGUGCGGCGUUCUUAGUCGGAGCCAAAUCCACCAGCUCCACAAACCCCCCCGUGAAAGCGCCCACUGGCUAUACCCUGGUUUGGACCGACAAGGGCAACGGGGCCGACGCAGAUGGUUCUUUCUGGCGGCUUAUAGCACCGGUUGGCUAUACAUCAAUGGGGGAUGUUGUCCAGUCGGGUUGGUCUAAACCUUCAACCAUCGAUGGCCAGUACGCCGAGGAAAGCAUCUGGGACGACAAGAAGUCCAAAGCCGAUUCCGACGUUUCCAUCUGGAAAGUGUUCCCUUAUACCAAAGGGGUCAACGGGUCUGAAUUUCUCCCGGUGGUGGCUGGCACGUUCCGGGCCAAUGCACAACAUGACAUUGCCCCCGACUUGGGGUAUGCAGUGGUUCCGACCCUUAAAGUUCCCAAGGACUUCGUCGACUUUACGCAGUCAGCACCAAUAAUUACUGUCGACAAGAUUCCAAGCGUCGGCACGACCUAUACAUGGACCGACCAGUGUGCGGUCAUCCUGCCCUUUACCUCCUUUCAUGAUGAUACCGACCCACGGAGCCUCCAACUUAUCAGCAACCCGUUUUGCACGGCGAGCAGAUCCAUUGCAUGGUACGUCGAAGAGUCUUGGGUCAAUGACAUGGCCGGCUGGAUUGAAAGAUCCAAGACAUUGAAAACCGGCGCCAGCAGUGCGCAGUCAACUGAGCUGGUCCACAGCUCUGGUAUCACGCUGUCGGCUGGUGGUGGCGUUGCCGUGAAAUUGGAAGUCGCUCUGAAUUACUAG